Tachysurus fulvidraco (yellow catfish) is the source of this 578-nucleotide messenger RNA. Its product is annotated as hemoglobin subunit alpha-like. Gene Ontology annotation, biological process: oxygen transport; hydrogen peroxide catabolic process. Gene Ontology annotation, cellular component: blood microparticle; hemoglobin complex; haptoglobin-hemoglobin complex. The transcript has 3 exons. NCBI's taxonomy places the organism in Eukaryota, Metazoa, Chordata, Actinopteri, Siluriformes, Bagridae. The record is from RefSeq and is a predicted model, not a curated record. Gene Ontology annotation, molecular function: organic acid binding; oxygen carrier activity; haptoglobin binding. The coding region runs from base 70 to 501 and encodes 143 amino acids.
ACAACAUGAACAUGCACAAAUUUCUUUUUUUGAAAUCUUUUAUAGGUGAAAAACCGAACAAGAUCCGCAAUGAGUCUCUCCGCUAAAGACAAAGCCGUCGUCAAAAACCUUUGGGCCAAGGUCGCUCCAAGGGCUGAUGAAAUUGGCUCCGAGGCACUUGGCAGGCUGUUCGAGGUCUAUCCUCAGACUAAGACCUACUUCUCUCACUGGUCUGAUCUUCAUCCCGGAUCAGCCCAUGUGAAAAAGCACGGAGCCGUAAUUGUAAGAAAAAUCGGAGAAGCCGUGGCCCACAUCGACGAUCUUACCGGAGCUCUAAGCACACUAAGCGAACUGCAUGCUUUCAAGCUGCGUGUUGACCCUGCUAACUUCCAGCUCCUGGGCCAGACCUUGAAGGUGAGCAUUGCCUUGUACUUCCCUGGAGAUUUCACCCCCGAGGUUCACGUGUCUUUUGACAAGUUUCUUCAGAACCUGGCCGUUGCUCUGUCUGAGAAGUACCGUUAAAUGAAGUACCUGUUUCAGAAGACGUCAUAUAAAUAACAUCCAUAAAUGUUAUUGACAAUAAACAAAAUUGAACAAUA